Acipenser ruthenus (sterlet) is the source of this 2423-nucleotide messenger RNA. Its product is annotated as zinc finger protein 771-like. The record is from RefSeq and is a predicted model, not a curated record. Gene Ontology annotation, biological process: regulation of transcription by RNA polymerase II. The transcript has 4 exons. NCBI's taxonomy places the organism in Eukaryota, Metazoa, Chordata, Actinopteri, Acipenseriformes, Acipenseridae. The coding region runs from base 311 to 1825 and encodes 504 amino acids. Gene Ontology annotation, molecular function: RNA polymerase II cis-regulatory region sequence-specific DNA binding; DNA-binding transcription factor activity.
AUGCGAGCUCUGACCGGCGGAGGAUACAGUUUCUGUUUCCUCCGCAUCUUAUUCGGUCGGGAAACUGCAGCUCUUAAAAUAAAUAAAAACCAAAUAUAUAUAGUUAAUUAAAUUAAAAAUAAAUACAUUCAAUCUCGCAUUCCUGUGUGUAUUCUUUAAGCGCUGUCGCGGCGCAUUGACUAUAAUUAUAGCGAAUUAUUAUCGUCAGAAGGCCAUUAAAUUAACUGUUUUUGGUUUUUUUUGGUACAGAUUUUGGGACGAGGGGUAAAGACACACACACAUAUAUAUACGAGAUUAAACUCAAAUAUAAAUGGCCACGUCGCAUGUACCGCCUUUCCCCGAGUUUGACGUGAACUCAGACGAAACCACGGUGGAAACCCGCUGGAAAAAAUGGAUCCAGCGCUUUGAAAACUUCCUCCUCGCCCUGGACGUCAAAGACGAGGCUCGCAAAAGGGCGAUGCUGCUUUACUACGCCGGGGAAGCGGUGUAUGAUAUAUUCGACUCCCUGCCCGGUACCGGGGGACCCGGCGAUUACGUCACCGCCGUUUCGGGGCUCACCCAACAUUUCGCGACGAGGAAAGACGAAGCGGAGUCUUCCGAAUCGGAGCGGUUCGGACGGGAGAAGCAGCAGAGAGCCGGGGAGUCCGUGGACUCGUACCACGCCAGGCUCAGAGAGCUGGCUGCUGGAUGUCGGUCCCCCGAUGCCGAGGUGGAAAUUAAAAACGCCGUCGUUAUGAAUUGCGCUUCGCCGCGGCUCCGUCGGCUGGCCCUGAGGGAGAAGGACAUGAGUCUAAACGAUCUUUUGGACGCGGCCCGAUUCAUAGAGGGCUCGGGCAGCGGAGGAAAAACAAGGGAACCGUCCGGCAGUGAAGACGCGAGCGAUGAAACAGAACCCCCCGAAACUGCCAUUGAAACGGUCCGCAUCAAACAAGAGGCUCCGGACCACGAACAGGAACAGGAGGAGGAGGAGGAGGAGGAGGAGGAGGAGGAGGAGGAGGACUACGAAAUCCAAGCCGUGGUGAUCAAAGAGGAAGACGAUUCGGACGAUCGUGUCGAGAGAGUCUCUCAGGCCACCCAGACGCCCGCCCAGCCGAUUGCUCCCGCCAACCAGGGUGCCCACCAGUGCCCGGUCUGCCGCAAGCGAUUCCGGCAGUCGGGGAACUUGAAGAUCCACCUGCGGAUUCACACCGGAGAGAGGCCGUACCGCUGCUCCGAGUGCGGCCGGAGCUUCAAGCAGCUGGGGAACUUGAAGAUCCACCAGCGCAUUCACAGCGGAGAGAGGCCGUACCGCUGCUCCGAGUGCGGGAGGAGCUUCAAGCACUCUGCCAAUCUGAAGAAGCACGGGCAGGUCCACACCGGAGAGAAGCCGUACCGCUGCUCCGAGUGCGGGAGGAGCUUCAGCCAGAACCGGACCCUCAUCAACCACCUGAUGAUCCACUCGGGGGAGAAACCGUUCAGCUGCCUCCACUGUGACAUGGCCUUCCGCCACCGCGGGGACCUCAAGGUGCAUUCCCACGUUCACUCGGGAGAGAAGCCUCACAGCUGUGAGGAAUGCGGGAAGAGAUUUAGACACCCGGCCAGCGUCCGGAGCCACCAACGCGUCCACACCGGAGAAAAACCGUACCACUGCACAGAGUGUGGCAAGAGCUUCACCCAGGUGGGGAGUCUGACCACGCACAGGAAGCUGCACGCCACGGAGAAGACGUACCAGUGUGGCGCCUGCGGGGACCGCUUCACACGACUCGGAAGUCUCACCACGCACCAGAGGAUCCACAUCGCAGAGACCGGAGCCACCUCAAGAGAGAGCGCAGCGAGCAGGGAGUGAGAGGAGAGAGAGGGAGAGAGAGGGUUCACAGCACAGAGACCAGAGACGAGAGAGAGAGAGAGAGCACAGCGAGCAGGGAGCGAGAGGAGAGAGAGGAAUAGAGAGGGAUCACAGCACAGAGACCGGAGACGAGAGAGAGCACAGCGAGCAGGGAGAGAGAGGAGAGAGGGAGAGAGAGGGUUCACAGCACAGAGACCGGAGACGAGAGAGAGACGAGAGAGAGUACAGCGAGCUUAACAUAAGCAAAACAGCUUUAUAUUUAGAUAGAUAUAGACAACAACAGCAAACAGCUACGUAUAGAGGGAGAGAGGGAGAGAGGGAGAGGAAGCAGAGAAUUGACCCGCAGCCCACAAGCUCUCUCUCCAAGGAGAACCAGGAUCCAACAGGAGACUCAUCAAUCACUAGAGAUGCUCAACGAAGAAGAAAAGCCAUCGAUAAACUCAAAACUCUCUCCGUUAAUAAUGAUCCUCAGCCCGUUGCUGAGCUGUGUAACUUCAGCCCGGAUCAGAGCGAUGCGUUUCCUAUCAGGAGGAGAACACCAAGCCUUUCAGAGCCGCUGUACAGAGAUUCAAUGAAUCAAAUAAAAGUUAAUAAUGCA